Lemur catta (Ring-tailed lemur) is the source of this 4190-nucleotide messenger RNA. It is a transcript of the gene CRISPLD2, whose product is annotated as cysteine rich secretory protein LCCL domain containing 2. The record is from RefSeq and is a predicted model, not a curated record. The transcript has 15 exons. The coding region runs from base 205 to 1698 and encodes 497 amino acids. Gene Ontology annotation, cellular component: extracellular region. Lineage: Eukaryota; Metazoa; Chordata; Mammalia; Primates; Lemuridae.
UGUGCGGUGCCCCGCGUCCCGCGACCCGCCCGCCUGCCCGCGCUGCCGCCGCCGCCUCUCCACGCGGAAGACGCCGGCGAGGUGGUGACUGGAGCCCCGCGGAGAGCCCCGAGUGCCCAGCCUUGCCGCAGGAGCCACGGCCAACGUCACCCCGCUGCCAUCACCCCCUUGCCGUCACCUCGCUGCCACUGCAGGCGUGGAGCCAUGAGCCGUGUCCUGGGCUGCGCUGUCCCCCUGGGGCUGGUCUUGCUGGUCUGCGGGGCCCAGGGCUACUUCCUGCCCAACGUCACCCGCCUCGGGGAGCUGCUCAGCAGGUACCAGCGGGCCGAGCCGCACUCCCGGGUGCGCAGGGCCAUCCCCCGGGCGGACAAGGAGGAGAUCCUCAUGCUGCACAACAAGCUGCGCGGCCAGGUCUACCCUCCGGCCGCCAACAUGGAGUACAUGACCUGGGACGAGGAGCUGGAGAGGUCCGCGGCAGCCUGGGCCCAGGAGUGCGUCUGGGAGCACGGGCCCGCCAGCCUGCUGGUGUCCAUCGGGCAGAACCUGGCCGUCCACUGGGGCAGGUAUCGCUCUCCCGGCUUCCACGUGCAGUCCUGGUACGACGAGGUUAAGGACUACACCUACCCGUACCCCCACGAGUGCAACCCCUGGUGUCCGGAGAGGUGCUCGGGGGCCAUGUGCACGCACUACACGCAGAUAGUUUGGGCCACCACCAACAAAGUCGGCUGUGCCGUGAACACCUGCCAGAGGAUGAACGUCUGGGGAGACAUCUGGGAGAACGCGGUCUACCUCGUCUGCAACUACUCUCCAAAGGGGAACUGGAUCGGAGAGGCCCCCUACAGAAACGGCCGGCCCUGCUCCCAGUGCCCGCCCAGCUACGGAGGCGGCUGCAGGAGCAACCUGUGUUACCGAGAAGAGACCGACCGCCAGAAACCUGAGACGGACGAGAUGAACGAGGUGGAGGCGGCCCCUGCGCCCGAGGAAACACACGUCUGGGCCCAGCCGAGGGCGCCCAGACCCACCAAGCCCAAGAAAACCUCGGCGGUCAGCUACAUGACCCAAGUCGUCAGAUGUGAAACCAAGAUGAAGGACAAGUGCAAAGGGUCCACCUGCAACAGGUACUGGUGCCCCGCGGGCUGCCUGAGCCACAAGGCUAAGAUCUUUGGGACUCUGUUUUACGAAAGUGCCUCCAGCAUAUGCCGGGCCGCCAUUCACCACGGGGUCCUCGACGACCAAGGGGGCCUGGUGGACAUCACCAGGAACGGGAAGGUCCCCUUCUUCGUGAAAUCUGAGAGAAACGGCGUGGAGUCUUUGAGCAAAUACAAACCUUCCAGCUCAUUCAUGGUAUCAAAAGUGAAAGUGCAGGACUUGGACUGCUACACCACCGUCGCUCAGCUCUGCCCGUUUGAAAAGCCGGCGGCCCACUGCCCGAGAGUCCGUUGCCCGGCGCGCUGUAGAGACGAGCCUUCCUACUGGGCGCCCGUGUUUGGAACCAACAUCUAUGCGGAUACGUCAAGCAUCUGUAAGGCCGCCCUGCACGCCGGCGUCAUCGGGGACGAGAGCGGGGGCUUUGUGGACGUGAUGCCCGUGGAUAAGAAAAAGACCUACGUGGGCUCGCUGCGGAACGGAGUUCAGUCUGAAAGCCUGGAGAGUCCUCGGGACGGAAAGGCCUUCCGGAUCUUUGCCGUCAGGCAGUGACUUGGCAGCACCAGGGGAGAAGGGGUGUCUUCAACAGUGCUUUGGGGUUUUGCUUUUUAUUUUUAUUUUUUUAUUGGGGGGAGGGGUAUAUGGAAAGUCAGGAAACUUCCUUCAAAUGGCAUUCGGCGUCCACCCCUCUGUGGCCUUCGGGCGAGUGAGGGUGACGUCUCAUCCCUUCCCCGGGGAGGCCGGACCACUGGCGUCCAGUCCUGGCGAGGCCCGGGGGUCUCCCUCUGGGUGCCCUCUCUCCUUUAGGGAUCUGGCCCAUGUCUUGAAGGGGACAGUCACCAAGAUGAUCCUUGCCAGGUGUUCCUUUGUGGGUGGAGGGAGAGGGUUCCAACCCCCUCCCCAGGCUUUCAGGGCUAUGGGGAGGGGGCGUGUCGACCAAGUGCAGGCUGAGUUUCAGGAAUGGAGUAGAAGGUAGUUAUUUAAAAAUUUUCAAAAAAACACAGUCCAUCCCUAUCAAUGGAGAAAAAUGGGGUUCAUGUUUGCUGGUCAGACAAAUGGGCUAGACGAGAGACCCCGGCUCUGCCCUGGCACGUGUCCUCGCUGGUGUCCUGCCGCAGGUCCCAUUUCAGUGGCCACACGCGGGUCGGUCGUAUAUACAGCAGUGCUGGUUUAUUUAGAGUUCAGCAGAAACUCCAGAGAUUUAUCUUGUCUUUGUCGUCCUCUCCGUCCACGUCGCCCAGCUGUUUCCUGCCGUGACCUUUGGUCCCGUUGAGGACUGAUGAAUGCGGAUCCUCUCUUUACCCCCUACCCAUUGCGGCUCCCGCCCCACCCAGAAUAGUGCGUGCGUCCUAGUUCACACCCGGGACUUUGCUUUGCGAGUGGUUCGGUUUGCAGCCCACUUUUUCUUAGCUCCUAGUCUCCUAAGGUUCCUGUGAUGUGUCGGAGAACAGCCAGAGAAGGGCUGCUUUGCUGCUGCUGUUCAACACGACAAUUAAAUGUGCCGAUUCCCCAUGUGUCGGCUGACCUAUUUUUCAGCAGUGGGAGGAACAGAUUCCUCGGCACAUUCCUCCCAGAGGUUAGCGGCCCCGUCUGUGGUUAUGAAACCGUCCCGCGGCGUAGUAGCGGCAGCGAGAGACGGCAAUGCGCUGGAAGGGCUGCUUUUCCUGUUUGUGUGCAGCGGCUCCCCAGGCCUCCCAGCCCCGAGGAGAGCGGCGCGCUCUGGCUCCCACCACACUGCAAGAGUUCUUCCUAAGCCCAGACCAAAAGCCCGCAGGGACAUGAAAUACCCUUUUGUAAAUAGCAUUUCUUUGCAGAAGGUGAAGGUUCCGCCCUCCACCACCAGACUAGCCAAUAUAUCACUUUUCUGAACACUGGUUUCCAACUUGAUUUUGUUCUGAUCAAAAUAUGUCUUAGGCAGAAGAACUAGCAGAAAGCAAAAAACUCAGAUACUGUACCUGGGUACCCAGGAGGCACUUUCUUGCUUUGAUUGCCUCCUUAAUGCGGAAUCUGACGAUAAACAGCUUGUUUUUAAAUCCCCUUUAGGGAGUCUGUAAAAAGUGAUUAAACUCUUCGCUUGGCUGAGCUAAAAUUAGCAGGGCUGUCUGCUCUGUGCAUUGCUCGCAGUAAUUCACUGAUCCUGACCGUCCAGCCCCCAGCAGCAGAAGGGGAGGCUGGGGUCAGCCUGUCAGUAGGGUUCUCGAUAGCACCAGACAUCCGGAAACUGCCGGAUGCGAGGUGUCGUGCUGCCGGACUUCUGUGGCCGUGGCUGUGUCCAGACUGCAGGUGAACGACAGCCCCUCGUGGGGCUUUCAGGAUUAGUGAACAGCGCAGGGCACUUGCAGCGAGCUUGCUUCUGAAGCAUCCCGCCCGCGGGAAAAGCAAACCUUCCAGUGUGAGUCAAUCUUGUCAUCUGAAAAUACAGUUCCCAGGGUCCCCGGCGCCCCCUUACCCAGGCCCCCGGAGCAGGGUAGGCAGGGCUCGCCUGGGGCAGGACCUAGCUGUCUUUUUCAUCCGGUGAACAUUUUGAAACUGGAACCAUUUUUCUUUAGAAACUGAAAACAAGAGUACAAAUUUCAAGGGAUACAGACAAGGGUUACAGAACAUCCCUUGGACACAAAAUAUUCCUUGCCAUCAGGGACCGCCUCUCAUGUCACAUGUGUGACGGGCCCUCGCACUGUGGGCGUCCGACCCGGGUUUGGAGAGAUGACCGGUCCACCAAGCCACCAGCCUCCCUGGGUCUCGUGCCCCCACGGUGCACAGUUCUGGCUUCUCUCAGAGUUUUGCCCUGUCGUGUUCUGACGUGUGUGCUGCAGGCUCUCCCGGCCCGCAGUUUACGUGUGUGCUUUUUUCUAUGAAAAAUGAUGUAUUUUGCUACUUCCUGUGUACAGACGUUUAUUGUGAAUGUCUUUUGUGCUUCGCGUGAGCAAGGGCCACAUUGUUGCAAUCGUUUCAAUAAAACUGGUUUGAUUUCUAAAAUGUUUCUGUAACGUAUCUUUUAUGGACGAUUCUGAACAAUUUGUGAAAUAAAACAUUUGACACUGUCA